This is a messenger RNA of Funneliformis caledonium, 1197 nucleotides long. NCBI's taxonomy places the organism in Eukaryota, Fungi, Glomeromycota, Glomeromycetes, Glomerales, Glomeraceae. The record is from the annotation of a GenBank genome assembly.
AUGGCGUCUACACCACAUAUGCCCGCUAAGACAUCGAUUUCAAAUAAAAUUACCAAAAAUUCAGCGCCUAGUAUCCUAAGUUUUAACAGUUAUAAUAAAAGUAAAAAAUUUGAACGUAGACAAGAAACGGACAAUAAUAAGAACACGAAUAAAAAAGUAUCGAGCAUAUCUGAUAUUCCUGAUAUUGCUACUAAACUAAUACCCGAAAUACCUACUUUCACUGAGACAUCAUCGUUACCUACCGAUACAACGUUACUGCCUACCGACACAACAUCACUACCUACCGACACAGCUACCGUCUCACCCACUGAUACAUCAGUUUCGAUGUUAAGUGAACCAUCACCCUCCGACACUACUAUUAAUAUCGAUUCAAUACAAACACAGAAUCCUUCACAACCCACAUCAACGGCAACUUCGACGCCAGGGUUAGAUACAAACGGCACACGUUCGUGGUUAUUUCCAAUAAUAACUGCAUUACUGUUAAUUAUAUUAUUAUUCUUAAUAUUCUUGGGGUUUUUUAUAAGAAAAAGAAAGAGAAAUGCCAAUAAUGCAAACAAUAAUAAUGAUCAUUAUUUACGUAACAUCGAUAAUAGUGUAAAUGAUGAAGAGAAAGUAAUAGGAAAUAUGAUAUCAAUGGAUAAGGAGAAGGAAAAUAAUUCUAAAUCGAAUUCAUUAACUUCAUUAACUAGUAUUUCCUCUUCGUUCAAAAUGAAAAAAGGAAAAGUUGUGCCUGCUGAUGUUAAUAUUGCUAGCUCUCCUGCUACUCCAACUACGUUAAGUUCUCCCCCAAUCGUGGCUAAUAAUGAUGAUGAAGGCCCUUCCCCUCCUUUUAGGGUAAAACGUGCCGCAAAAACUAAAUCUGCAUUUACUGAAAUAGUUGAUUUAACUGAAGAGGAAAAUAAUAACCUAAGGAAAUCUGUUAGUACUGGCAUAUACACAAUUACUUCCCGAUUUAGUAAUAUUAGCAAUGUUUCGAGUGGUAAUAUUGGUUCUGGAGAACGUUCUUCUGUGAAUACCGUGACACCUUUACAACAAGAACGUAUUGAAUCAAUGAUCCUUUCUCCCAAGGCUAAUACAAGCCCAAGUGCAAUUGGUAGUAGUAGCGUGAAUAAUAAUCAUUCAAGGAUUGUUACUUUUGCGACACCUCCAUCAGAUACAAGUAGUAGUGAUGAUAAUGAUACUAGACAUUCUAUUUAA